CCCAACCUUUGCUUUCUUUCACACCUUUUACACAUACAUAACCAUCAUCACAUACCAUCUCUCUCUCUGAAUAACUCAACUGCUGGUGUUUUCAGGUGUCCAUAAACGGACACUAGUUGUUAUUUUUAAUUUCCUAUUUAAGAGAUACACAUAUACCCUUUCUUUGCUUUACCAUUCCCUUUCUCAUCCAUUCUCCAUUCUCCUUCUUCCCACCCGCAGGAUGGAGCCAUUCGGUGGAGAGGAAUGUCACAGCAGUGAAUCUGGAUGGACCAUGUACAUUGGGUCCCCUAUGGAUGAUGGUGGACACAGCGACGAUGCUGACAACGACCACCAACUCAUUCAAACCGAUCCACAGAAUGCUGAUGAUGACGAUCAAAGUGAAGAUGAUUCUAUGGCUUCCGAUGCGUCUUCUGGGCCAAGUCAUCUUGGGAUUAAUCAUGGUUUUCCGGAUUUCCAGCGAAAUGCUCAAGAGGAAUGUGAAGCAGACAAGUGUUGCUUAGAGAAGAAGGCAAAUAAAACCCAACUCAAGCAAAUGGAAGGGAAAAAGGCGGAAAACAAAGGGAUGUUAUUCGUUGCUACCAAAGAUAAGUCUCCAGUUCAGGGCCGUGCCAAGGUGAAAAGAAACUUUGUGGGGAAAAGGAAAUAGACACAUGUUUUCCUGCUCCACACCUUCUUAAUUUGUUGCUUAGGUUUCCUUUUUAACUAAAUAAUUUAUGGCUGCAAUUACUGAUUUGCAUUAACUACAGCAUGCAAGGAUUUAAGGGUAUCUGGUUAUUAUUUUCUAAAACAUGUU
Vigna umbellata (rice bean) is the source of this 793-nucleotide messenger RNA. RefSeq lists its product as uncharacterized. Gene Ontology annotation, biological process: cytokinin biosynthetic process. The record is from RefSeq and is a predicted model, not a curated record. NCBI's taxonomy places the organism in Eukaryota, Viridiplantae, Streptophyta, Magnoliopsida, Fabales, Fabaceae.